Nyctereutes procyonoides (raccoon dog) is the source of this 1714-nucleotide messenger RNA. RefSeq names its product lysine demethylase 4D (gene KDM4D). The record is from RefSeq and is a predicted model, not a curated record. Gene Ontology annotation, biological process: chromatin remodeling. Gene Ontology annotation, molecular function: histone H3K9 demethylase activity. The coding region runs from base 137 to 1714 and encodes 525 amino acids. Gene Ontology annotation, cellular component: nucleus. NCBI's taxonomy places the organism in Eukaryota, Metazoa, Chordata, Mammalia, Carnivora, Canidae. The transcript has a single exon.
UCAUUUCUUUGGCAUAAAAGUCCACUGGUGGUUCCUGCUGACUCAGACACUCAAAUCCAUUUUUGAAAAAGUAGCAUUUUCCAGCAUCAUCAACUAUACAGAACAUACCUGAAAACUUUGGAGUUUGGUGCUUAUAAUGGAAGCUAUGAAGUCCAAGGCCAACUGUGCACUGAAUGCAAGUUGUACCAUAAUGAUUUUUCAUCCAACCAAAGAAGAGUUUAAUGAUUUUGAUAAGUAUAUUGCUUACAUGGAGUCCCAAGGUGCACACCGCGCAGGCCUCGCCAAGGUGAUUCCACCCAAGGAGUGGAAAGCCAGACAGACCUACGAUGAUAUCAGUGACAUCUUAAUAGCAACUCCCCUCCAGCAGGUGGUCUCCGGGCAGGCAGGUGUGUUUACUCAAUACCAUAAGAAGAAGAGAGCCACGACAGUGGGGGAGUAUCGCCAACUGGCAAACAGCAUAAAAUACCGGACUCCACCACACCUGGAUUUUGAGGAUUUGGAGCGAAAAUACUGGAAAACCCGUCUCUAUGAUUCUCCGAUCUAUGGUGCUGACAUCAGCGGCUCCUUGUUUGAUGAAAACACGAAGGAGUGGAACCUUGGGCACCUGGGAACCAUUCAAGACCUGCUGGAGCAGGAGUGCGGCGUGGUCAUCGAGGGCGUCAACACCCCCUACCUGUACUUCGGCAUGUGGAAGACCACCUUCGCCUGGCACACGGAGGACAUGGACCUGUACAGCAUCAACUACCUGCACUUCGGGCAGCCCAAGACUUGGUACGCCGUGCCCCCCGAGCACGGCCAGCGCCUGGAACGCCUGGCCAGGGAGCUCUUCCCGGGCAGCGCCCGCACCUGCGAGGCCUUCCUGAGGCACAAGGUGGCUCUCAUCUCGCCCACGGUCCUCAGGGACAACGGGAUCCCCUUCAAUCGGAUCACCCAGGAGGCUGGCGAAUUCAUGGUGACGUUUCCCUACGGCUACCACUCUGGCUUCAACCACGGCUUCAACUGCGCAGAGGCCAUCAACUUCGCCACCCCGCGCUGGAUCGACUACGGCAAAGUGGCCUCUCAGUGCAGCUGCGGGGAGGCCAGGGUCACCUUCUCCAUGGACGCCUUCGUGCGCAUCCUGCAACCUGAGCGCUAUGAGCUGUGGAAGCGCGGGCAGGACCGGGCUGCUGUGGACCACACGGAGCCCACGGCCGCGGACAGCCGGGAGCUGAGCGCCUGGAGGGGGGUGCGAGCCCCGGGGAGGGCCGCGCUGGGCCUGAGGCACCUCCCACCGUGCCGCGCCCCGCGUGCCCCUCGACCCGUGGCGGCAGGUCAGGGCACCCGCCGCCGCACCCCUCUGCGCCCGGCCUCUCCGCGCCCCUCGCCCACCCAGAGCUGCUCCUCUGAUGGCCGGGCUGGCGCUGUUGCCGGCCGCACCUCCCGGGGGCCCGGCCCCACCCGGCCACCGACCCUCACUCCCUCUGCCCCAGAUCUGCAGCCCUCGACUGGUAGGUGUGGUCCUGGUCGUCGUCCCCGGCAGCAGGGGGCUCAGGGAUCUGGCACCCAGGCCCGGGCCAAGAGGCGCCUCUCGGUGGGAACCGGGCACACAGCUCAGCACUCGGAGGCUCAGUCCCUGCCUGUGGGUGGAGGCUGGAUGGACAGCCCUGCACCGCUGAGUCCCGGGCUCCAGCAACCCGCUGAGGCUUCCUGGUCUGGCUGUGCCCCUGUUCCUUAA